This is a messenger RNA of Melampsora larici-populina 98AG31, 1453 nucleotides long. RefSeq lists its product as uncharacterized. Lineage: Eukaryota; Fungi; Basidiomycota; Pucciniomycetes; Pucciniales; Melampsoraceae. The coding region runs from base 23 to 541 and encodes 172 amino acids. The transcript has a single exon. The record is from RefSeq and is a predicted model, not a curated record.
CGACUCAUCAACAAUCUUCUUUAUGGGCUACAUAUAUCACUCACCUCAAAUAAAAUGGCUUGUAGUUCGGCAUGCCCUCAAUGGACUAACACGCGACCAAAUCGAAGAAGAAAUUGGCAUUGAUGUUUCUAGCGACUCAAUUCGGCGCUGGGUUUCUCUUUUUCACACCACUGGAGCAGUCAUAUCUGAUCCAGCAUUCAAUCUCACUCCUGGCUGCGAUACAAAGCUUACAGAAGCUGGCCGCUGUUGUGCAAUCCAAUUAUUAGAGGUCGAUCCAACAUUAAUUCUUGAUGAGAUUGCUCGAGGCAUCAAACAACAAACCGGUAUUGAAAUCUCAAAGUCAGUGCUUGCAAUCGACCUCCGUGAUCGGCUUGACUUGACUCGCAAAGUUGCUUGCACUGUCCAUCCAAAUCGAUCAGAUGAGAUUCAUGCUCAGUUCAUUUACAAUAUGGGCAAAAUCUCAGCUGAGUGCUUAAUUUUUACUGGUAAGCCAAUCUCUUCUUUAUUUUGCCUUGGUAGGUUCAUGUACAAGAAUUUCUAAUUGUCUUGAUUGAGUUGUAGAUGAGAGCUCGAUCAGCAAGAGACGAUUGUAUCGCCAAGAUGCAAGAGCACCUCGUGGUGAACGCACAGCUCGGCUCCCAAGACAGACUGCAUCAAGACAAUACAGCCUACUUCCAGCGAUCUCGCUUGGUGGCUUGGUUGGUUUGAAAGUGAAAGAAGGAUCGAUCAAGAGGGGUGAUUUUGAAUCUUUCCUCUCUGAUCAUGUGGUAAGUACCAAUUCAAUAUCAUCAUAAUAAUAUUGUGGUUUGGUUUGAUUGAUGCUGAUCAUCUCUUGUGUCUUUUGCACUAGCUUCCAAUGACAAACCCCUUUCCUGGACCAAACUCGGUGAUUGUUCUUGAUAAUGCCAGUGUUCACCACAAUGGUGAAAUCCGAGCGAUGUGUAGUGAGUAUGGUGUGUUUGUGGUUCACUUACCACCAUACUCUCCCAAUUACAAUCCAAUUGAGAAGGGCUUUGAUCUCGCAAAAAGUCACCUUCGUCGAUCAGGAGUCCUGCUAGACAACUUAACUCCUGAAGAAGAGAUGGAGGCAAUAUAUAUCACAGCAGAGGAAGUAUUCACACCAGAGAUGAUAAAUGGUCUUUAUGAGGGAUCGGUCUGGCUCUAAAGGUCAGCAUCUUUCUCUACUGUUCCACUGCUCCAAUUUCAAAGUCUUCAGUUCCUGAUUCUUGUCCGCUUCUUCAUACGAGUCUUAUCACCUUAGAAUUGAUUUCACCUUAUAAUACAAACUAUUUACCAUCUAUGCUUUACUUUGAGUUGGAUUCACAUCUGAUUCAUUAAACAAACCAUGUGAAAUAGAGAAAUCUUUGACAAAUAUACUAUUUUGAUGUUGUUUGAUCCAAUAUAUGCUUCAUCUCAAUCAAAACAAGUGUUUUUCUCAUAGACAACAAGUUGA